Paramuricea clavata is the source of this 3519-nucleotide messenger RNA. NCBI's taxonomy places the organism in Eukaryota, Metazoa, Cnidaria, Anthozoa, Malacalcyonacea, Plexauridae. The record is from the annotation of a GenBank genome assembly.
UUUAAACGCCUGUCGUGCCUCCAUAAACUCAUUUCGCUUUUGGUUGUGUGCUGAACGUAGCAACAAAAAAAUGGCUAGCUUAUCGUGUGUAUUCGUUUUUGUGCUGUGCGUGUUCGCGGUGGAAGCUUUUCCAAACGCGAGGCGAAGUGGACCAGAGAAGGCAUUUGUUUUAUACCGCAUGCCAUCGCGAUGCGUAGAAGCCCCCCAAAACGACAUUUGUGAUCUCGGCUAUAAGAUCCGAUACAUGGGCGACAAAAAGUUCGGCGAUAUCGUAUCCUUAUCUUUUAGCAGUAUAAAAAAUAUGUACCAGGAGUUCGGCUACUCUGACGAGUGCAUCGAGAAAACUAUGGAGCUUUUGUGUCGAAGCGCAUUCCCCGAAUGCAAGCCGAACGGACGGGUGGAUUAUGGCGACCAGCAUGGACUCAUUGAUCAAAUCCACGGAAAAUGUGGUUUAAGUUUCAGUAAAAAGAACUUUACCACAGGAAUCCAUAAAGAUCCCUAUGCAUCCUCAUUUCGCUUCAACUGUAUCCAUCUAGCCCAAGAUCCACAGCAAAAAUGCCCCAAACCAAAAUAUGCAGUAAGUAUCUAAUCUAAGGGUCGUGAAGGGAUGUGGGCGAGAGUUCAACCCCCCCCCCCACUCCCCCCCCCAACCACCAGCCGACCCACUGAUUGCCAAAUGCCAUAACCAGCAGCUACGCAACUUUUUUUACAAAGCACAUUAAUUAGUGUCAAAAAUUGAUUAAAAAAUAACAUCCUCAUACUCAGGUUAUCAUUUCAUCUGUAAAGUUUGAGUUUAAUCGUGUGCUGUUUGAAAAUGGUUCACGUGCAUGUCCACAGAGGUCAUGUCCCUGCAAACUCGCUCCCAAAAUUGUUGGUGCAAAAUGCCACAUUGUCAAUUGUACAAGGAUAUACACCGACUGAACGUUAAAUAUACAUCAAACCUGUUUUGGUUAAUGACUAAUGCACUAAGUGUGCUACUUCUGCUGAAUUAAACUGAGUUUCAUUCCAUAUGUUCUUCCAUGCAUAAUGAAAUAAGCUAUCGAAAAUACAUGAUUUUUCCUAUCGAGCCCCGGCCUUAAUCAACUUUGUUACUUUAGGUGCCUUCGGAUCAAGCAAAAAAUUAUUAUGGAAGGAUUCUGGACGUUAGCAGAGGGAUGGCCAAAGACAAAAAACACAUCCCCCAGGAGUGCUACCAGAAAGCUUUCAAAAUUUUUGGUUGUUCUUACGCUUUCUGUUCCUCUGAUGGAAAAGCAUUGCUCAUGAAAACCUCAAGGGAGGAUUGUGAGGAAAUUGGCACAUGGUAUGUCAUUGGGUCAUUAGUCAUAUACUGUACAGGGUGUCUCAAAAAAACCCCAAAAUCAUUGAAAUAACGUAUUGUUCGAAUUUCAAUGCCGUAACACAAAGGAUUUUGACAGGGUGAUUAAUUUGUUUUAAAAAAUUAAAAUAUCUUUGUAAAGUGAACGUUUGUUUGCUCAUGGGAAUUUAAAAAUGCUUCGUAAAUUCGUGGGUUUAGUACUUUAUGCCUGACAUAACAAGUUUACGCUGAGUAUUAUCAUUCAUUAUAGCAGUUAUGUCAAUCUUUUAUGCACUCGUGGGAUUAACUUAGUGCUAGGGCAUUGAAUAUCGAACAAUACGUCAAUUUCAAUGAUUUUGGGUUUUUUUGAGACACCCUGUAUAGACAAAUUUGGCUAUUAAUGUUGUUUGCUACCCCAAGGGACCUAUUACCUAAUGAACAAAAUUUUGAUCUAGACAAGUCUAGACAAAACUUUCAUCACAGCUUGAAAAAGCUUUACAAAAUUCAUAAUAUUCCGAAGUUUCGUUGCAGAAUGUUGUAUAGACAAAUUUGGCUAUUAAUGUUGUUUGCUACCCCAAGGGACCUAUUACCUAAUGAACAAAAUUUUGAUCUAGACAAGUCUAGACAAAAAUUUCAUCACAGCUUGAAAGAGCUUUACAAAAUUCAUAAUAUUCCGAAGUUUCGUUGCAGAAUGUUGUAAAAUGCGGAUAAUAUAGCCCUGCGAAGUUUGCCGUUUUUCAGUUGUAUAUAUACGGGCAGGAAAUUGAUACCUUUUUUUCAAAUUCUAACAAUUAUACGUUAUUUCAGUAGUUUUUUUGGGGACAUCCCGAUGCAAAGAAAUUCCUGAUCAAACGUGGAUGAGAGAGUGCAUAUUAAGAGUUGGUAGUCAGAUGACCUUGCCCUUGGUUAGCUGUUCGUAAUGCUUUCCCAACACUAUCAUGUAUUCUAUUUGAGUUAAAACAUAGUUGGGACACUUAUCAAACGUUUAAUCGUUAUAAGUUCUGAUAUCAUACGUUUUUUGUACGUUAAGUUUUGUCUUUACAGUCGAGGUUCAAUAUUACAAAUACAAUACUCAAUCUCUAUUCUGUGACUCAAUAUACAGGUAAUACAAACAAUUAGACAGUAGUCCUACCUGUUCAAUAAAGCUAUAUUCUUUGCUCGAACCACGUUGAAUAACUUGGUAUAAAAUAUCCACUUAAAAAUGUCAUGGUCGACGCUUCAAGUUUAUAGAUUUAGCCUUCUUUACAUAUAGUUGUUAUUUUUCAAAGGUUUCUCCGACAAAACUGCGACUAUAUCCUGGUUCUAUUUUCCAAACUAAAUCUCCGCCAUUUCGAGAAGACAACGUACCAAACCAGGGCAUUCACAUGAAUUUCAUGCACGCUUCGUGUUAAACUGGUUAAAACUGGUUUCAGUUAAGUUCGUCAGAAGCCAAGACCAAGACCAAGUAUUUGAAAUUUCAAAUUCAAUAAUUUGCAUUGGCCAUUGUACGUUUAUUCUCUUUAUUCCCCUGUGCCAUUUAGGAAUGCUAUUUUCGUCAUUAAUAGUUCCAAAAGCUGUAAAAUGCUAAAAUUUGCAUUUCCUUGCCCUUGGCUUAAGAGUUAAAUAUGCCAACUUGCGUUCUUAAUUAUUCUAACUACCUCAUGUAGAUGUCUCAGUCAAACGAGAAGAAGACUUGCAUGAGCAAAAACUCCUAAAUUCUAAAACUCAAGAUUAAAUUGAGUGAAGAAAUUAAAAGAGUUGGAACUUUCAUCAACUUCAGCCCCGGUCAAACAAGACGGACAGUUGACGAGAGUUGAGUGUUACAACUCGCACUCGACCUCCAAGGCCAAGUUCUCAUCGAAUCUCAUCGGCUUUGAGCUAGUUCAAAAUUUUAAGAGAGUUGUGAAGUUUUUGCUCGAAUGUCCUAGUUUAAGGUAAGAUUAAAAAAGUUCAACUCUGUCUUCCGUUUAGUCUUGAAAGGAAUCAUGCAGCAGACGACGAGGCGAUGAAGUUUGUGAAAGAAACUUGUCCCAAGUAUCCGAGCCCUGACAAGAAUGAAGAAGUGUCGCUCCCGUAUUAAGGAAACUUUGCAACUUUGAGCCGAUGACUUUAAAGAUUUGAUUUUCAUGAACAUGAACGUGCAUGCAUUAUUCAUUAAUAUAUCUCUAGAGUUAAAUUCCACUUGACUUGAUUUGCGUUUCUGUGUAAAUUAUUAAUGAUUAACAUUAAAAUCAUUUUGAAGCAUU